Molecule: messenger RNA, 1725 nt
Organism: Carlito syrichta (Philippine tarsier)
Lineage: Eukaryota; Metazoa; Chordata; Mammalia; Primates; Tarsiidae
Gene: RASIP1
Product: Ras interacting protein 1
Exons: 9
Coding region: 216-1511 (431 amino acids)
Biological process (GO): regulation of GTPase activity; angiogenesis; negative regulation of Rho protein signal transduction
Cellular component (GO): cell-cell junction
Molecular function (GO): GTPase binding
Source: RefSeq, a predicted model, not a curated record
GUGGCCCCUCUUGGCGGCCACAGAAGAACCGCUCCCGGGCGGCGUCAGGCGGGGCGGCGCUGGCCAGUCCCGGCCCGGGGUCAGGAUCAGGCGCCCCGGCUGGGUCCGGAGGCAAAGAGCGCUCGGAAAACUUGUCUUUGCGGCGCAGCGUGUCGGAGCUCAGCUUGCAGGGCCGGCGGCGGCGGCAGCAGGAGCGCAGGCAGCAGGCGCUCAGCAUGGCCCCUGGGGCAGCUGAUGCUCAAAUCGGACCUGCAGACCCUGGGGACUUCGACCAGUUGACUCAGUGCCUCAUCCAGGCCCCCAGCAACCGCCCCUACUUCCUGCUGCUCCAGGGCUAUCAGGAUGCCCAGGACUUCGUGGUGUACGUGAUGACGCGGGAGCAGCACGUGUUUGGCCGGGGCGGGAACUCGUCGGGCCGCGGCGGGUCCCCGGCCCCGUACGAAAAGAUCAAGGAGAUUGGAGACCGUCAGCCAGAAAACCACCCGGAGGGGGUGCCUGAGGUGCCCCUGACUCCUGAGUCUGUGUCUGUGGAGCUGCGGCCACUCAUGCUGUGGAUGGCCAAUACCACGGAGCUGCUGAGCUUUGUGCAGGAGAAGGUGCUGGAAAUGGAAAAGGAGGCCGACCAGGAGGGCCUGUCCUCAGACCCACAGCUCUGCAAUGACUUGGAAUUGUGUGAUGAGGCCAUGGCCCUCCUGGAUGAGGUCAUCAUGUGUACCUUCCAGCAGUCUGUCUACUACCUCACCAAGACUCUGUAUUCAACACUGCCUGCACUCCUGGAUAGUAAUCCUUUCACAGCUGGGGCAGAGCUGCCAGGGCCUGGUGCGGAGCUGGGGGCCAUGCCUCCAGGGUUGAGACCUACCCUGGGCGUGUUCCAGGCAGCCCUGGAAUUGACCAGCCAGUGCGAGCUGCACCCGGACCUCGUGUCUCAGACUUUCGGCUACUUGUUCUUCUUCUCCAACGCCUCGCUUCUCAACUCACUGAUGGAACGAGGUCAAGGCCGACCUUUCUAUCAGUGGUCCCGAGCUGUCCAAAUCCGAACCAACCUGGACCUUGUCUUGGACUGGCUGCAGGGGGCUGGGCUGGGCGACAUUGCCACGGAGUUCUUCCGGAAGCUCUCCAUGGCCGUGAACCUGCUCUGUGUGCCCCGGACCUCCCUGCUCAAGGCCGCGUGGAGCAGCCUGCGGACUGACCACCCCACACUGACCCCCGCUCAGCUCCACCACCUGCUCAGCCACUAUCAGCUGGGCCCUGGCCGCGGGCCGCCUCCCGCCUGGGACCCUCCCCCUGCAGAGCGGGAUGCCGUGGAUACAGGCGACAUCUUCGAAAGCUUUUCCUCGCACCCCCCACUCAUCCUACCCCUGGGCAGCUCGCGCCUGCGCCUCGCGGGUCCGGUGACGGACGACGCCCUGCACCGUGAACUGCGCAGGCUCCGCCGCCUCCUCUGGGACCUUGAGCAGCAGGAGCUGCCGGCCAAUCACCGCCACGGACCUCCCGUGGCCACGCCUCCUUGAAGGCCAAUAGCAAACGAGCGCGCGUACCUUGAAAAAUUAAUGGGCCCCUACUCGCUGGAGCCCGCCUGAGUGCAGAGCAUUGUGGGAGUUGUAGUUCUCACCCCGCAUGGGCUCCUGGGGAUUUGAGUUUUCGGGUGGCAGAGGAUGGGACGGUGGGAAGAUGGGCUCGGGAUGUGAGCGCCAAGAAGUAAUAAAGCUAUCUUUGGUAUUGGCA